AUGUCGACACUUGUGUUACCACCAGAAGCAGAUGAUGUUGUUGGAAAAGUAACAAAGAAUCCGCCAGCUCUUGUCAUCUUUGGUCAGACCUACACAAGUAAAGCAACCCUUAUCAAUAAGAUAUUUAGGGAAGAUCUCUUUCAAAUUGUGGAUGAUUCUGAUAAUAAGAAGACAUGGCGAGCUGCACAUCUGAAAUAUGGUUCCCAGCGGAAUACUAGGUUGACUCUGACCAACAGCUUUGAGCUGCUGAAUGAAGAGUCAGGAUCUCCUGUAAUGAGAAAUUCUUGGACAGGUAUUCCUCGAUUAGAGAUGUUGGUGAAGGAGGAGCAUCAUAAAGAUACAUGUAUGCUAAGUGCAACCACAGAGGCAACACUAAAUCAUCCCCUUCUACAAUCCAAACUUCAAAUUCUUGUUACUCCACACAACUGUCCUGGAAUAACGAUAUCACAGGCUUAUAAUGUGUGCACUAAUAAUGUUCUCCCGGUGCUGUUGUACUGUUUUGACAAAGAUGAGCUAUCAGAGGACAACCUUCGUGAUUUGCAGGAACUUCAGAAUUGUGCAGGAACUCUUCCUAUAUUAUUUGUGGACUGCAGAGAGCCCAGUGAACCAGUGGUGGCAAAUAGGGAAAGGCGUCUUGUAGAAGAUGCUCAUGAAGACUUUGAUGAGGAUUCUGCAUAUGAUACUGAUGAGAGGAUAGAGGUAGAACGGGAAAGACACUGUGGGCUAGGUGCAAGAUUACGUCGUAGGUGUAGACCUACACCAAAUCAGAGACCUAGUAUAACAAAUCAGCUGUUCAGGGCAGGGUUUAUCAACAUUCCUGAGGAGAAUGGUAGAAUACGUGGUGUGCUUGAUGUGUUUACUAUUGUCAACCAGGUGGAGGAUCUCUUUAACUCUAUAGCUAUUGUGCAAUUCAUUCGUCGCUCCUUACAAUAUUACUUGAUCAGAUGCUGCACUGCGAUGCAUGAUCUUCACCAGCACUGCAUGAAUCUGUUCAUUACCACAGCUUUUGACAUGCAGAGAGACAUCCUUGUGACCCCAAAGCGAAUAGAAUAUGCAAGGCAAAGAGAGAAUGAGCUCUUUGAUUCCCUGAAAGACCUUACAAACCAAAAGCAGGAGCAGCUUCGAAACUUGAUUCAGAGUACAGUUGCAGACAUGACAGAAGACUUACUUGAACAGGCUGGAAAUUACAGAUUUACAGUUUAA
Lytechinus pictus (painted urchin) is the source of this 1203-nucleotide messenger RNA. Its product is annotated as dual serine/threonine and tyrosine protein kinase-like. Gene Ontology annotation, cellular component: cytoplasm. The coding region runs from base 1 to 1203 and encodes 400 amino acids. Gene Ontology annotation, biological process: negative regulation of apoptotic process; positive regulation of ERK1 and ERK2 cascade; cellular response to fibroblast growth factor stimulus. The transcript is spliced from 2 exons. Lineage: Eukaryota; Metazoa; Echinodermata; Echinoidea; Temnopleuroida; Toxopneustidae. The record is from RefSeq and is a predicted model, not a curated record.